Molecule: messenger RNA, 432 nt
Organism: Cylicocyclus nassatus
Lineage: Eukaryota; Metazoa; Nematoda; Chromadorea; Rhabditida; Strongylidae
Source: the annotation of a GenBank genome assembly
AUGUUCAGCCAAGCGAAAAGUGUGCAUUCGCCCACUGAUAUGCUGCUAGAGCUGUGCCUCGUCGCAGUUCUAGCUCAAGCAUCGGUUUUGUUGAAGCGGCAAGAGAUGCAAGAGCUGUUUUCAACCAUUGAUACUGCUGAAAAAGCAUUUCUUCGAACAACAGCUAUCAUUGAACAGCGUACCGAAUAUGGACGAUUGGUGUUGUUACUUUGUCGGAGAAACUGCCCAAGAUUACGUUCAUUGAUUCCUCAGUGGGUUAGGGACAUAAAUGAGGAUAAACAGUACCACGGUAAUGAAAUUAUAGGUUAUCAUUACUACACGUAUAGAAAGUCUCUGCCUUUCCUCGACGAGUCUCGAAUAGAUCAGUUUCCUGCACUAGUGUAUUUUAUUGCACAAACUCCUACUUAUUUCAAUGGAAACAUCACUAGUAGG